Molecule: messenger RNA, 4788 nt
Organism: Lemur catta (Ring-tailed lemur)
Lineage: Eukaryota; Metazoa; Chordata; Mammalia; Primates; Lemuridae
Gene: FBXO10
Product: F-box protein 10
Exons: 12
Coding region: 121-3072 (983 amino acids)
Biological process (GO): regulation of apoptotic process; protein ubiquitination; ubiquitin-dependent protein catabolic process
Molecular function (GO): protein binding
Source: RefSeq, a predicted model, not a curated record
CGGGCAGCUGCCGGGGCACUGGCGGCCGCGGGCCGGACGCCGCGGUGAGCGAGCGCCCGGGAGCGCGCCCUGCGAGCUGUAUGGUAUCACUAUUGAAGAACUGUCCUGCACGGUCCAAGGAUGUGUGGUCACUGCUGCUCAACGCCCUUAUUGGACCAGAUCCCUGCCAGCAUGAUCCCAUGCUUGGAUUCCAAGGUGAGCAUGGAGGCUGGCGGCCUCCCCCUGGAGCUGUGGCGCAUGAUCUUAGCCUACCUGCACCUUCCCGACCUGGGCCGCUGUAGCUUGGUAUGCAGGGCCUGGUAUGAACUGAUCCUCAGUCUCGACAGCACGCGCUGGCGGCAGCUGUGUCUGGGCUGCACCGAGUGCCGCCAUCCCAACUGGCCCAACCAGCCUGACGUGGAGCCUGAGUCUUGGAGGGAGGCCUUCAAGCAGCAUUACCUUGCCUCCAAGACAUGGACCAAGAACGCCCUGGACUUGGAGUCCUCCGUCUGCUUUUCUCUAUUCCGCCGGAGGAGGGAACGACGUACCCUGAGUGUCGGGCUAGGCCAUGAGUUUGACAGCCUGAGCAGUGCCUUGGCCAUGGCCAGCCUAUAUGACCGAAUUAUGCUCUUCCCAGGUGUAUAUGAAGAGCAAGGUGAAAUCAUCCUGAAGGUGCCCGUGGAGAUUGUAGGGCAUGGCAAGUUGGGCAAAGUGGCCCUUCUAGCCAGCAUCGAUCAGCACUGCUCAACCACACGCCUGUGCAACCUCGUCUUCAUGCCGGCCUGGUUCUCACCCAUCAUGUAUAAGACAACAUCGGGUCAUGUCCAGUUUGACAACUGCAACUUUGAGAAUGGACACAUCCAGGUCCAUGGCCCGGGUACCUGCCAAGUGAAGUUUUGCACCUUCAAAAACACCCAUGUCUUCUUGCACAACGUGCCCCUAUGCGUCCUGGAAAACUGUGAAUUUGUGGGCAGUGAAAACAACUCUGUGACUGUUGAGGGCCACCCAUCUGCAGAUAAGAACUGGGCUUACAAGUAUCUACUAGGACUUAUCAAGUCCUCUCCCCCUUUGCUCCCCCCAGAGGACUCUGACUUUUUAAUGUCCCUGGACCUAGAAAGCCGGGACCAGGCCUGGAGCCCAAGGACCUGUGACAUUGUUAUCGAGGGCAGCCAGAGCCCUACCAGCCCAGCCUCUAGCUCCCCAAAGCCAGGUUCCAAGGCUGGCUCACAGGAGGCAGAGGUGGGCAGCGAUGGGGAAAGGGUGGCCCAGACCUCAGACAGCAGUGAUGGAGGCCUGAGUCCCAGCGGUGAGGAUGAGGACGAGGACCAGCUCACAUACAGACUGUCCUACCAAGUGCAGGGCCCGCGCCCUGUACUGGGGGGCUCCUUUCUGGGCCCUCCGCUGCCAGGAGCGUCCAUUCAGCUGCCCAGCUGCCUAGUGCUGAACUCACUGCAGCAGGAACUGCAGAAGGACAAGGAGGCCAUGGCACUGGUGAACUCUGUGCAGGGCUGCCUCAUCCGCAAGUGCCUGUUCCGGGAUGGGAAGGGAGGCGUCUUAGUCUGCUCCUAUGGCCAAGCCAAGAUGGAAGGAAACAUCUUCCGGCACCUGACUUACGCAGUGCGAUGUAUACAUAAUAGCAAGAUCGUCAUGCUCAGGAAUGACAUUUACCGCUGCCGAGCGUCAGGCAUUUUUCUUCGCUUGGAGGGUGGAGGCUUGAUCGCAGGCAACAACAUUUACCACAACGCGGAGGCUGGUGUAGACAUCCGGAAAAAAUCCAACCCACUCAUACUGUGUAACCAGAUCCACCACGGCCUUCGCUCUGGCAUUGUUGUCCUUGGCAAUGGAAAAGGCAUCAUCCGGAACAAUCAAAUCUUUUCAAAUAAGGAGGCCGGUAUUUAUAUCCUGUACCAUGGAAAUCCAAUCGUGAGCGGGAACCACAUCUACAAGGGCCGUGCUGCCGGCAUAGCAGUGAACGAGAAUGGCAAAGGCCUCAUCACAGAAAAUGUCAUCCGUGAGAAUCAGUGGGGAGGUGUAGACAUCCGCCGCGGAGGGAUCCCCGUCCUCAGGAGCAACCUCAUCUGCUUUGGCUAUUCAGAUGGGGUGGUCGUGGGGGAUGAAGGCAGAGGGCUGAUAGAAGGAAACACCAUCUACGCUAACAAGGGCUGUGGUGUGUGGAUGAUGUCAUCCAGCCUGCCCCACGUCACCAGCAACCACGUCAGCUACAAUGGCCUGUACGGAGUAGCAGUGUUCAGCCAGAAGGAUGGCUCUGGUGAGUUUCCUGGAGGUCACGGGGUCCAGGAGAACUUCAGCGAUGACAGGGAUGCCAUCCUCUGGGAGACAGAGCUGGAGAAGGAGGAUGACCCACUGCGCCGGCCCAUCACCACAGCUCUUGUUGAGUCUAACAGUAUUAAUCACAAUGGAGCCUCGGGACUCUACGUCCAGAGCAGCGAGGCACUGCAUGUCAUCACCAAUGUGAUCCACGCUAAUGGGGACAGAGGCAUCACUGUGGCCCAGAGCAGCCAGCCCACCCGUGUGGCCAACAACAGCAUCUCCUGCAACCGGCAGAGUGGGGUCAAGGUCGAGGCCCAGUGCAAGGUGGAACUCCGGGGCAAUGGUAUCUAUGACAACAGAGGCCAUGGCAUUAUCACCAGGGGCGAUAGCACCGUUGUCAUCGAAAAUGACAUCAUUGGCAACCGGGGCAGUGGGUUGCAGCUGCUGCCCAGAUCUGACACUAAGGUAAUAAAGAACCGGAUCCACUCAUUCCGGGCCUACGGCAUUGCAGUGCGAGGCCGUGCCAAGGCCCUGGUGCAGGAGAACAUCAUCUUCCAGGGCAAAACCAACAAGACCAUCUUUCAGCAGAUCUCAAACAACCGAGAAUGUAUCAUGCAAAAUAACAAGUUCCUGGUCUUCAAGAAAACGUCUGAUACAUGGCGCCUGGUGAACCCACCAGCACGGCCUCACCUUGAAAACUCUCUCAGAGGCCCCUCUGCAGCCCACAAUGGGCAGAAGGUGACAGGUAUGGCAACCAGGAUCACAGCCCGGGUGGAAGGUGGUUACCACAGCAAUCACAGCAUCUUCUGCACCAUCCUGUGAGGACGGAGACGUGCCCCAGGCCCAGGCCCUGACAGGUGCUCAGAAGAGCUAAGACAAAAAUAGUGCCUGAGAAACCUCUGGCCCUUCCCCUUUUAUCUCCCCUGAUAAAACAGGUCCCAGGCCUCCUGGGGACUAGGAACCUCCAAAACACUUCAGCCUCCACAGCCCUCAGUGGGAAGGAACUUGGAAAUGUUUUUCAAGGAGAAGGAUAUAAGUUGGUGGGUUUCCAGUCACUCAAGCUCCUAUAGGGAUUGCGAAGAGUUGGGGAAACUCAAAUCAUACGUGAAGCUUUUGGGUCAGGAUUUUCUUUGCAUUACAGGGUACCAUGUUUGACACACACCACACCUAGACUCUGCUCAGGAAGAGAUUUACUCCUGAGGGAGGGGAGUGAUUCUAGUGAGGUGGAAAAAGAUAACUGUCCCCAAAUUUUCCCCUUUCCUAGACCUAUGUCCCUUUCAAUCCCUGCAGGGACCCCACCACACCCUCCCAGCUGCCUCUGGAGGCUAGAGGAAUUGAGUUGGGUUUCCUUAAGGACACAGCUCUCUUAGACUUGGACACGGACCUCUGAGGGAGGGAAGGGGCUUGGGAACAGCAGCCCCUCUUGAAAGGCUGCCCCAGGGAUGAUGGGGACAUGCUGGAAACGAGGGGCAUGUGGCAGAAGGCUCCCUUAAGGCAACUCAGGCGUUGCAGACAGGUGCUGGGCUGGGCAGGGACAUACAGGGCUCCACUCUGUCCUCAAGGAGCUCCCAAACUCAGGAGGACGUUAGCUUGCUGCGUGCCAAGGAGCAUUCAAAUCCCACAUGAGCACACCCACGCCAGCUGCCCCUCCUGGGCACCAGCCUGUGGAGAUAGGGGUGUCUGGGCCCCUGGUGCAUACCGUGUUCUCACGGAUGGGCACCGGCCUCUACUGACCCUGCCGUGUCUCCCUACUCUGUGCCUUGGCUCAUGCUCUCUCCUUCCGGCAUGCCUUUUCUGCCGCCUCCACGUGUUGAGGCCCCACUGGUUCCUCAAGGUUUAGCUCAGACAUUGCUGUCCCCACACAGCUCUCCUGCCUUCUGUCCUCUGAGCCCCAGUAGCCCUUUUUUUGCUCCCUCUCAGGGUGCUGAGCACUUUCUGCCUUGCUUUGGAGCCAUCCAGGUCCAUAACCUGUCCCACCCACUUGCCUGUGAGCUCCCUGAAGGUAGGGCCUCAACUACGUGUCCCCAGAUCCCAACCCUGGGCUGGGGUAGGGAUAAUGGUCUGAGUGAAGAAGCAAGGCCAGCUCCAAAGGGCUUUACUGAACUGUACUGUGAAUGUCCCACAGCCAGGCGGGCUCUGGCCGCUGCUCGAGGAGGGGGAUGGAUGCAGGGCCAGGCCUGAACAGCCCCCUCCUACUUAGCCUUCCAUGAGGGGCCUUCGCCAGCCCGUUGGAGUUGCUGUCGUGCACUUGGCCGAUGACUUCCAGGCUGGGUCUGUGAGGCCCUAGGUGCUGCUCUGUUGGGCAGGAUGGGAGGGGGAGAGGGAGCCAGGAGCACUGGCCUCCCGCUGAGGACUGUGGGCACAAGAGUGCUGCUCCUCCUAUCCCUGACACUGUCCUUUGCACUUCUGUUUGGUGGCCGCAGUGUCAGUUGCUGUACAAAAUGCUGCCUUUAUUAUUUUUUAAGAAAGGACUUUUCUGUGAACUAAGUACUGAUGAAAAUCUCAAUAACCAAAAUAAAGUUCUAUAUUUUAAAAGAG